This is a messenger RNA of Sesamum indicum (sesame), 414 nucleotides long. NCBI's taxonomy places the organism in Eukaryota, Viridiplantae, Streptophyta, Magnoliopsida, Lamiales, Pedaliaceae. The record is from RefSeq and is a predicted model, not a curated record.
AUGAGCUUCUUGAUUUUGACACAUGACGGUAAUGAAGAUCAUCCAGCUCACAAUCUUCUACUUGAACCAUCUAAAUAUCCUUCAAUAGAGUCUGAUCUUACAUUCUUCGGAUUGGUUGGGCUGAGGGACCCCCCUCGUGCAGAGGUUUUCCAUUCCAUUAAAGAUUGCAGAGCUGCUGGGACUCGAGUUAUAGUAAUCAAAGGAGAUAACAGGAAUACUGCUGAAGCUAUAUGCCGGGACAUAGGUGCAUUCGGACAGGGACAAGAUAUCAAUUGUAAAAGCUUGACUGGGAAAGAAUUCAUAGGACUUGAAGAUAAAAGAUCCCAUCUCCGACAAAGUGGAGGCCUUUUGUUCUCUAGAGCCGAGCCAAAACAUAAACAAGAAAUUGUGAAGUUUCUCAAAGAAGACAGGUGA